This is a messenger RNA of Oncorhynchus tshawytscha (Chinook salmon), 5814 nucleotides long. Its product is annotated as LON peptidase N-terminal domain and RING finger protein 1. NCBI's taxonomy places the organism in Eukaryota, Metazoa, Chordata, Actinopteri, Salmoniformes, Salmonidae. The record is from RefSeq and is a predicted model, not a curated record. Gene Ontology annotation, molecular function: protein binding. The transcript is spliced from 11 exons. Bases 522 to 2321 code for a protein of 599 amino acids.
CCUUACACUGUGUGGCUUGGGCUUUUUCGAGCUCUAUCCACACGAUGCGCAUCAGAGCAGGAAGCCUACUUCUGCCGGCUGGGCUUUUACAGUAAGAGUGGGGCAGAAACAUUCAAGGAAUCGUUGUUAAAAUUCUGACCCAAUAUUGGUCUAGUGUUGAUGGAUCUCGGAGUUGAAGACAACCAGACGCGAAGUACGAGACGCGCAGAGACGAUCGGACCUUCUGUUCAUCAUGAUGCCAGGAAAGAGAAGACGUUACGAGGUGUUGUUCCAAACCAAAUACUUUAUGCUUGGAAAACGCAUGUGAAUGAAUCGGAAGGGUUUUGUCAGUUGGAAUUACACUAAGGUCUUUAUGGUUGGAUCUUGGGUUCCGCUAGCCUUUGUUUACUAAAUCAGAGAGUCUAGCAGUCAGGUCAUGUUAAUCGGAGAAGAGUGUCUGUCGUUGCUUAGAUGGUGAUUAGAUAGGGACUCAAACUGCUCACGGACCGGCGGUGGUGACAUAACCCCCCAACUGUGCCACCAUGGAUCUACUUGAGUGCCCAAUCUGCCUGUUCCUCAUGUGUGAACCGGCCACCAUGUCCUGUGGUCACACGUUCUGCCAGAGCUGCCUGGGGAACUACUUGUCAUCCGGGUGUCCAGCCUGCAAGGAAAUAUUUAAACAGAGAGACGCCAAAAACAUCAAGAACAACAUCCUACUAUUCAGUGUCAUUGAGAAGUGCUGCCCAGAAGAGACGAGGAUAAAGUGUCAUAUUCUGGAGAAACUCAAAACCAGCGAGUUCACAGAAGCUUUACGCAUCGCGAAUGAAGGGAUACGACUAGCUCCUGGUGAUGUGAGUCUGAAGGUGUGGAGAGCGGAAGCCAAUAUGGGACUGAGACUUUUCUCUGAUGCCCUGAGGGACCUGGAAGACCUCUCCUGCAUUCACCCCAACUGGACAGAGGGUAUCUUUCGUAAAGGUAAUGUGUUACUGGAGAUGGGUCGUCAGUCUGAAGCCCUGAUCCAGUUUCACCGCUGUCUCAAACUACAGGCCGACUUCACUCCUGCCAAGAGCCAGAUUAAAAAGAUCCUGGAGACGGAGGGCAUGUCAGUGCCUGAGGAGGUGCCCCAGAUCCUCCAGGUGGUCUCAGAGUACCUCGGAGGCCACUGCCCCCCCAUCACAAUCCUCUUCCCUGAGAGCCACACACACAGCCUCAACAAAAGCUUCGGACACCCUCAGGUGGAGGGGGCAGACGGGGACAAGAGAGGAGACUUGGAGACAGGGCCAAAGGUGAAACAUGGGACCAGUACUGAGUGCUGUCUCAGUCUCUCUCAGGCCGUGUCCUUCCUCCCUACAGCUGAGGAUGAUGAGGAGAUGAUGAUGAGGAGGAGGGAGGAGAGGCACAGCAGGGGAGGCUGCCAUCUGGACAGAAGAGAAUCUCUGAGUGUCCUCACUGUGUCUGACUUUGAAUGUCCCCUCUGUAUCAGGCUGUUCUAUGAGCCAGUGACCACUCCCUGUGGACACACCUUCUGUAGGACCUGCCUCGAGAGAAGCCUAGACCACAACCUCCGCUGCCCCCUCUGCAAACAGCCACUACAGGAGUACUUUAAGAACAGGAAGUACAACCCCACAGUGCUGCUGCAGGAGAUCAUGGCUCACCUCUUCCCCCUGCAGCUGGAUGAGAGGAAGCAGGUCCACGAGACUGAGAUGGCCGAACUAUCCAACCUAACUAAGGACAUCCCUAUCUUUGUCUGUACGGUGGCGUACCCGGGCGUGCCCUGUCCUCUUCACAUCUUCGAGCCUCGUUACCGCCUCAUGAUGAGACGAUGCAUGGAGACGGGCACCAGGAAGUUUGGCAUGUGCAGCUACGAACAUGGAAAAGGAUUUGCAGACUACGGCUGUAUGCUGGAGAUUCAUAGCCUAGAGGUGUUGCCUGACGGUCGCUCGUAUGUGGACUGUGUGGGAGGAAGUCGCUUCAGGGUCCUGAAGAGAGGACAGAGAGAUGGAUACCACACCGCUGAUAUAGAGUACAUGGAGGACCACAAGGCUGAGGGGUCAGAGUUGGAGCUAUUGCAGAGCCUCCAUGACAGUGUGUAUGAACAGGCCCAGGACUGGUACACACUCCUCAACACACAGCUCAGAGAACAGAUCAGCAGACAGUAUGGAACCAUGCCUGACAAGGAUAACAACAUACAGGCCUCCAACAACGGUCCAGCGUGGUGUUGGUGGUUGUUGUCAGUUCUCCAGCUGGAUCCUGCCUACCAGACGACCGUCCUGUCCCUGCCCUCCCUCAACGACCGCCUGGGACACCUGCGCAUGGUUUUGGAGUACUUCUCCCAGAGCUAGAGAAGAGGAGGAGGAGGUGAAGGGAUACAGCUUUACUGGGCUUUCUGCCGCUUAUCCAGUACCCUACACAGAGGAGAGGAUCAGCUCUACAGACUGGAUCAUGUGAAACAUCACACACCCACUAAUAUAUCACUCACACACAGAUCCCACAUACACUACCUGUCAGGCCCACUCCCCACCCCUGUAUCUUCAGCAAGAUGUUACUAGGUUUAGAGCCUGUCGCCAUGGAGAUCACAUGUCCUAGCUUGAACCCAUUUUACCUGGCCAAGAGCAGAAAGAGAUUGUUUUAUCACUUGCAUGAAUAAUGUGUUUGUUCGUAGAUACAUCAUAGGUAAAAAUCCGAUUGAAUCCAAGGUGCUUUUUGGGUGAAACUAUACUGUUUCUUGUUUGUGUCCAGCUCGCUAAUAAUCACUCAAAUUAAAGAUAGACGGUCACUAACAAUGGAUAUAUUGGACUAUCUCUUGUAAAUUUUGACGGCAAAGAAAUUGAACACAUUUUCAUUGCGGCCUUCCGGACCUCGUUGAAGACCAAAUGCAGCACCCGGGGCAAAAUAAGUGUGACACCCCUGCAGUAUAAGGUUCAACUCAAACUGUUCGGAUUCUUGCCAAGGGAUGUAAACCUGGUGGUAAUGUCUCAGAUAACCACUAGGUGUCCCUGUUCUCACUACUGUUUCCCUUAUCAGCCAAGCAUAAAGAACACUGCCAUGGCAACUGACCCCCAUGCAUGACAUAACCAGCCAUCUCAGAAUCAGAUGAUCUGAUUCCUAUGGCUGUAAAGUGCUUGAAGAAAAGCUAUUUAAAAAAGUGUCACAGAUCGCUCUGUAUUGCAGAGCUGAAAACUUGAUUUCCUGGGUAACGCACAAUAUGCUAUUUAUAAGGCUUGGGUUAAAGUCAUAUAUAGUUUAUAAUAAUCAUAUUGUAUUUUUUGGGGGUUCUUUAAAACCUUGGGAAGCUACUAUAUUGUGACAAACACAGUCAGCAGCCAUUUUGAGUGACUAGCGCUAUAGUAUAAUUACUAUUACAGUUAUGUAUCUUUACUACCUUGUUACCAAUAUUGAGUCGGAUGUAAUAUUAGUGUGUUAUUGCAGUAAUGAUCUAUUAUGAAACAUUGAAACAUAAAAAGGCGCCGCCUGGGUGAAAAUAAUAAUAUUUCGGAGUAAUGUGAAUUAAAGCUGCUGAAGCCUGACUUCUCUUUCGUGUUUGAAGAUGUAUUGAACAGGGUUCCAUCCCAAAUGGCACCCUAAUCACUUCAUUGUGCACUACCUUUGAUCAGGGCCGCAAUAGGACUGUGGUGAAAAAGUAGUGCACUAUAUAGGGAAUAGGGUGCUAUUUGGGAUUCAGUCCCAGGUCUUUGUUAAAGAAGGUGGAAAAAGACAACAGGUGGUACAGCUUAGCUGUUCUACACAUGUGUAAACAGGUGUGUUGUUCUGUACACAUGCAUAUGUAUGUAUGCACAGGAGGCUGGUGGCACCUUAAUUGGUGAGAAUGGGCUCGUGGUAAUACCUGGAGCAGAAUCAGUGGAAUGGUGUCAAAUACAGUGAACAUGGUUUCCAGGUGUUUGAAUCCAUUUAAUUAGCUCCGUUCCAGACAUUAUGAUGAGCCGUUCUCCCCACAGCAGCUUCCUGUAUGUAAACAGUCUUUGAAUAGCAGUCCUCCCUCUGACAACACAAACAAGUUGAUGCUUUGUUGGACAGUAGAGGUGUGUGUGUAUUGAAGAGACUACCUGUGUAAUAUGAAAGCUACCACUCCUGAGUUCAAAUAGUAUGGGUUUUCUUUCAAAUGCUUGAGUUGUACUUUAUUGAGUUUGCCUGACGCAAUAGUCCCAAAAGUGCACACCAUGUCCAUCAGUCUCAGUCAAUCGUUCAAAGUAUUUGGAAAUAAAUCAAUCAAAUAAUAUUUCCUUUAACCCAGGUCUGGUAGCUUUCACACCCACAGGCAGGACAGACAGGAGUUUCCUCCCUAGCCCAUCCCAGGCUCACACCACCCUGCCCCCUGCAGCGCCCCCUACCUAUGUGGCUCUCUCACCACUAGUGUUGGUGACUACAGUGCCUGGCCACCCCACUAGGAGGUGACUACAGUGCCUGGCCACCCCACUAGGAGGUGACUACAGUGCCUGGCCACCCCACUAGGAGGUGACUACAGUGUCUGGCCACCCCACUAGGAGGUGACUACAGUGCCUGGCCACCCCACUAGGAGGUGACUACAGUGUCUGGCCACCCCACUAGGAGGUGACUACAGUGCCUGGCCACCCCACUAGGAGGUGACUACAGUGCCUGGCCACCCCACUAGGAGGUGACUACAGUGCCUGGCCACCCCACUAGGAGGUGACUACAGUGCCUGGCCACCCCACUAGGAGGUGACUACAGUGCCUGGCCACCCCACUAGGAGGUGACUACAGUGCCUGGCCACCCCACUAGGAGGUGACUACAGUGCCUGGCCACCCCACUAGGAGGUGACUACAGUGUCUGGCCACCCCACUAGGAGGUGACUACAGUGUCUGGCCACCCCACUAGGAGGUGACUACAGUGCCUGGCCACCCCACUGGAGGUGACUACAGUGCCUGGCCACCCCACUAGGAGGUGACUACAGUACCUGGCCACCCCACUAGGAGGUGACUACAGUGCCUGGCCACCCCACUAGGAGGUGACUACAGUACCUGGCCACCCCACUAGGAGGUGACUACAGUACCUGACCACCCCACUAGGAGGUGACUACAGUACCUGGCCACCCCACUAGGAGGUGACUACAGUACCUGGCCACCCCACUAGGAGGUGACUACAGUACCUGACCACCCCACUAGGAGGUGACUACAGUACCUGACCACCCCACUAGGAGGUGACUACAGUACCUGGCCACCCCACUAGGAGGUGACUACAGUACCUGACCACCCCACUUGGAGGUGACUACAGUACCUGACCACCCCACUAGGAGGUGACUACAGUGCCUGGCCACCCCACUAGGAGGUGACUACAGUACCUGGCCACCCCACUAGGAGGUGACUACAGUACCUGACCACCCCACUAGGAGGUGACUACAGUGUCUGGCCACCCCACUAGGAGGUGACUACAGUGCCUGGCCACCCCACUAGGAGGUGACUACAGUGUCUGGCCACCCCACUAGGAGGUGACUACAGUGCCUGGCCACCCCACUAGGAGGUGACUACAGUGCCUGGCCACCCCACUAGGAGGUGACUACAGUGCCUGGCCACCCCACUAGGAGGUGACUACAGUGCCUGGCCACCCCACUAGGAGGUGACUACAGUGCCUGGCCACCCCACUAGGAGGUGACUACAGUGCCUGGCCACCCCACUAGGAGGUGACUACAGUGCCUGGCCACCCCACUAGGAGGUGACUACAGUGUCUGGCCACCCCACUAGGAGGUGACUACAGUGUCUGGCCACCCCACUAGGAGGUGACUACAGUGCCUGGCCACCCCACUAGGAGGUGACUACAGUGCCUGGCCACCCCACUCAGGAGGUGACUACAGUACCUGGC